AUGUACCUGCUUUCUAUUCUUGGACUCGCUCUAAGUGUAUCAUCCACUCCCAUUGAAGAACGUGCCACACCACGGUGUACUGCCAGAGACCUCGCCAUCGUCAGACGUACCGUCAUUGACCCUGUCUUCUUUUGCAAGUGGUGGCAAGAAGACACCCGCACUAGAACCCCAUUCCUUGAAUUUACAGUGUCCGAUGUCAACAAUCUCUGUGCAUGCAUCGCUCCCAGAUCAAAUGUCAAGUCCACCAAGCACAAGCGCGCACCACUCGCUGAAGCUUCUCUUCUCGGCAAGCGCUCAACCACUACUGAAGCUUGCAGAAAAGAAGUAAGUCUCCAGUUCACCGAGCCUUGGCAUUUUUGUGCCUUUUACAACGCAUAUCCACGAACCUCUUCACCUUUCCCAAAGUAUACAACCAAGGAUCUGAUCAAGCUCUGCAAUUGUGUUGAAGGAAAGGCAAGUAUGACAACAACCAAAAAGACUUCGGAAUCUUCCAAGAAGACUUCGACGUCCACUAAGACGUCUUCGGUAAGCACAAAGAAGACCUCAAUUGGUACAAAGAAGACCUCGUCAAGCACCAAGGAGGCUUCUACCCCCAAACGCUCAACAAGCACCACGAAGCCUUCGACAAGCACCAAGAAGAUUCCUACGAGCACCAAAAAGACCUCAUCGAGCGCUAUCAAGACGUUGUCCUCCAGCAUCCGACUUCGUUCUUCCACAAGCGGCAGGAAGACUUCGACAAGUACCACUAGACCCAUGUCCUCGAGCAUCACCAAACCCCUGACAAGUGCCCAUAAGUCCUCGUCAUUGAGUGUCUCGAAGGGAUCAUCCUCCAGCACGAGGAGACCGUCGACAUCCGCUGCUAAGAAACCAUCUCCAGCCCCCUCUAGCAUCUCCACUGUUUCACAUUGUAAGCCACGGCCACCUCGAUAUCCGGGAGGCUACGGUUACCUCGCUUGGAACGAAAACGACAACAUGGGCAACAACACAUGCGGCGAUUCCGCUCCUACUGAGAACCGUCCUCCGCAGGUUUAUGUCCUGGCCGUUCAUCAAGUCUAUCCUUACGAAGGAAACUGUAUACAACUUUGCCUGGAAACGGAUGCAUGCCAGAGCUGGGCCUUGAACGAUUUGCACACCGAGUGCACGCUAUACCGCGCCUUGGCUGAGGAGUACCUCAAGCCGCUACAGACUUCUUACGAGGGGUCGCAAACCAACUAUUACGAUCACUAG
Messenger RNA from Aureobasidium uvarum, 1227 nucleotides. Lineage: Eukaryota; Fungi; Ascomycota; Dothideomycetes; Dothideales; Saccotheciaceae. The record is from the annotation of a GenBank genome assembly.